Molecule: messenger RNA, 705 nt
Organism: Vanrija pseudolonga
Lineage: Eukaryota; Fungi; Basidiomycota; Tremellomycetes; Trichosporonales; Trichosporonaceae
Exons: 2
Coding region: 1-705 (234 amino acids)
Source: RefSeq, a predicted model, not a curated record
AUGGCAUCCCAGGCGCAGCUGCUGCCCUCGCUCUUUGCGCUCCUCCCCGCCGAGCACCGCGAGCUGAUGCUCUCGCGCAUCUCGCUCCUCGCACUGCACGUGGAGCAGUACCACAUCCAGGACGACAUCUACCUGGCCACGCACCCCGUCAUGCCGGGGCAGAACAGAACACUGCGCCUCCGCGCAAGGCGGAGGCAGCGCCGGCGGGCGUCCGUCACGCCCCGCUGGGCGGGCAACAUCGACCUCGACGUCGGCGGGACCGUGUCCAGCGCCGGCCCGAGCUGGGACUACUCGCUCGCGUGGAUCAGCCCGCCGCUGUCGGGGCGCGAGCACGCCGAGAUGCGCGUGCAGGCGUAUGUCGGCCUCGAGGUCGCUGGGCUGAGUUCGCGGGCCGAGGUCGAGGAGUUUGUCGCUGGAAUAGGGUUCAAACACUCGCACACGUACACUAGGAGCGGACAUCUGUUCCACCUUCCCGUGCCCGGCCAGACGACCUCGACCCUCCAUCUGACUGUGACCCGUGUCCUCGGCCCAGACGACAAGGGCGCAGACCACACAACAGAGCCCUACCUCGUCCAGCUUCAACCCGGCAAGCCCGUCGGCGCCGUGGCGAGUUCACGAGGCGAGCCAUCCCUCCAAGACACGAUGCGCAUCAUGCAGGACGUCUCUCAGAGAAUCGACGGCCUCGAGUGGGAGUCUGGAAGAUAG